ACGGUUAGUCCCGCCUUCCAGCUCUAUCCUGGCUAACGGUAGCCAUGACCGGCCGCGGGACUCCGAGCCGCUUUCUGACCAGCGUCCUCCAUAAUGGUCUAGGUCGCUACGUGCAGCAGCUGCAGCGCCUCAGCCUCAGCCUCAGUCGGGAUGCGCCCUCGUCCCGUGGCGCCAGGGAGUUUGUGGAACGCGAAGUAACCGACUUCGCCCGACGGAACCCAGGAGUCGUAAUAUACGUGAACCCGCGCCCGUGCACCAUGCCAAGAAUAGUGGCGGAAUACCUUAAUGGGGCUGUACGCGAGGAAAACGUCAACAACAAGUCGGUGGAGGAGAUCACGUCGCUGGUGGAGAAGCUGGCAGACCAGUCCGGCUUGGAUGUGAUCCGCAUUCGCAAGCCCUUCCACACGGACAACCCUAGCAUCCAGGGCCAGUGGCACCCUUUCACCAACAAACGGACUGCCCUCCACAGGCUGCGGCCCAGAGAACUCCAGGAUUCUGCUCCAGCUUCCAUACAAGCACAGUAGAGAACCUGGCUUUGGACCAUGAAAGUGCUAGGAUUGGUUCCUCUUCGGAUUUCAAGCUCAGGCCAAGUAGGUGGAGCCUACCAGCCGGGGCGUGGCCCGGGUUAAAGAAGAGCUUUUUCCUUUGCCCACUUGUAGCUAGGUGCAGUGACCUUGUGAAUACCCUAAUUCUGAUUCAAUUGGCCUUGCAAGCUGAGAUGUGAGACGUGUACAACACUUGUUGUGCAAGGACCUUGUUUUCUGAAAUACAAAUAAUAAUGAUUUCAAAACACA
This is a messenger RNA of Apodemus sylvaticus (European woodmouse), 794 nucleotides long. It is a transcript of the gene Mrpl43, whose product is annotated as mitochondrial ribosomal protein L43. Bases 45 to 524 code for a protein of 159 amino acids. The transcript is spliced from 3 exons. The record is from RefSeq and is a predicted model, not a curated record. Gene Ontology annotation, biological process: mitochondrial translation. Gene Ontology annotation, molecular function: structural constituent of ribosome. Lineage: Eukaryota; Metazoa; Chordata; Mammalia; Rodentia; Muridae. Gene Ontology annotation, cellular component: mitochondrial large ribosomal subunit.